Molecule: messenger RNA, 243 nt
Organism: Micromonas commoda
Lineage: Eukaryota; Viridiplantae; Chlorophyta; Mamiellophyceae; Mamiellales; Mamiellaceae
Exons: 1
Biological process (GO): cellular response to oxidative stress
Cellular component (GO): cytoplasm
Molecular function (GO): glutathione disulfide oxidoreductase activity
Source: RefSeq, a predicted model, not a curated record
UCCCUCGCGAGGGUGAGGGCGCUCAUCGCGUCCGACGACGUCGUCGUCUUCAGCGCCACGUACUGCCCCUUCAGCGCCGCCGCCAAAGCCGCGCUCGACGACGCGGGCGUUCCCUUCACGGCGGUGGAGUGGAACCAGACCGAGGGCGGAGCGGGCUUCGCCCCCGCGCUCGCCACGCUCACCGGACGGAGCAGCAUCCCGUCGGUGUGGAUCGCCGGCGAGUGCGUCGGAGGGUGCAACGAC